UCAAUCUUCACUAUUGUCAAUGAAUAAUUGUUUGUUUCCAUUUAGCAUUCUAUUGUUGCAUUUUGACAGACCCAGAAUUAUUUGCCCACUUCUCUGUUAUCCUUUAUCAAGGAUUAGUUAAGUGGUUAUUAGGAGAAAAGAGGGAAAAUUUUAACACAAUACGAGGAAGAGCAUCGCAUUGUGGUGGAGAAUUUGUGGUUUAUAUUUUUAUGCGUUACAGGCAUUGAAGGAAACCAAGAUCCAGAUUGUUUGGCGGAAUGGUUGCUCCUUUACUUGCGCUUGAUGUGCACAUGCAGCUUCCAUUUAGCCGCCCAGACCCAAAAAUUUAGUCAAAUUUGGGCCUUUCAUGAUUAUUAGAAAUACUAACACCAGUCGCCGAAACAAGGAGGUUUGUUUGUCAUAUGGUCUUUGUAGCAAGUUUCAGAGUGUUGGCAUUUGAAGAUGCAGUUGGCAUGGCAACAAGUUACAACCUUAUAGAUAACAACAUCUACAGGGAUCUCUACCAGCCCGCAGUCAUCAUUGCAGGAUGUUUUGUCUUCCUAUCUUUGGUCCUCUCCUUCCAUUUAAUUUUCCAACAUCUCAGAUCAUACACUAAUCCAGCGGAGCAAAAAUGGAUUGUUGCAGUUCUGCUCAUGGUACCUAUCUAUGCUAGCGAAUCUAUUUUGUCCUUGUGGAACCCAAGCUUGUCCUUGGCGUGCGAUAUUUUAAGAAACUGUUACGAAGCAUUUGCCUUGUAUUCUUUUGGGAGUUAUCUCAUUGCCUGCCUCGGUGGUGAAAGAAGAGUAAUAGAACUACUUGAAGAUGAAUCAAGAAAACUGCUCAGCAAACCAUUAUUAGAAGAGGAAGGUGAGAAAUCAAAUUUGCACACGAGAGCAUGUGGCAAUUUCUUCCUCCAACCAAGCGUGCUUGGAAAAGAUUUGCUUACAAUAGAAAAAUUUGGUCUCGUACAAUAUAUGAUUUUGAAGAUUGUUUGUGCUUUCUUGGCAUUCUUGUUGGAGCUUUUUGGUGUAUAUGGCGACGGGGAGUUCAAGUGGUACUACGGGUAUCCUUACAUGGCAGUGGUUCUAAACUUUAGCCAGAUGUGGGCUUUGUAUUGUCUAGUGCAGUUUUAUAAUGUUACUCAUGAGAGGCUUCAGCCAAUAAAGCCCCUUGCAAAAUUUAUCAGCUUCAAGGCCAUUGUCUUUGCUACUUGGUGGCAAGGUGUGGGUAUAGCUUUAUUGUGUGCUCUUGGAGUCUUGCCCAGUGAAGGAAAACUACAGACUGGAUUGCAGGAUUUUUUGAUCUGCAUAGAAAUGGCUAUUGCAGCUGUAGCUCACGUGUUUGUCUUCUCGGCAAAACCUUAUCAUUUCUUGCCUGCUCCGGACUAUGGCAAGAUCACUACCCAAACAACCAAAGAAAGCCUGAGGUUGGAAGAGGGCGACAAGCUGGAAAAACUGGCUGUGCUUGGAAGGACAGACACCGAAGCUGAAGCUGCCGGAACGAGUGUGAAAGAAAGCAUUCAGGACAUUGUUGUUGAAGGCGGUCAACAUGUGGUCAAGGAUGUUGUGUUGACGAUAAAUCAGGCCAUCGAGCCUGUGGGGAAGGGUGUGAGCAAGAUCCAGGAGAGUUUCCACCAGAGAACAUCAGUAGCUCCGAAUGCCAAGAAAGACGAGCCCGACGUCCAAGUUGAGGAGCAUGUUGAACAAAUUCUCUACAGAGAAGGUUCCCAUCAUUUCAGUUCUGAAGAAACGCUAAUUAAUUAGCGCCGCUGGCUGGCUGGCUCUUGUCAGUGUAGUCACCACGAGAGCAGAGCUGAAAAGAAGAAGAAACAGGCGAUGAGACGCUGCAUGCAGUUGGGAGUUUUGAAGCUUGGAAUAUAUUCAAUCUACUGAUUUUGCAAUAUUUUCUUUUUAAUUAGAUGAGUGUGAAUAAUUUGCACUUGUGGUAUGAAACAGUUUGGUUUGAGAUGGGACUCUGUUCAAUUGUUAAAUCUGUGGAAAGGGUGAACAUAUAUUUUAGAUUCGAUCAAUUAAUUUUUAAA
This is a messenger RNA of Diospyros lotus (date-plum), 2020 nucleotides long. RefSeq names its product protein LAZ1 homolog 2. Lineage: Eukaryota; Viridiplantae; Streptophyta; Magnoliopsida; Ericales; Ebenaceae. Bases 402 to 1742 code for a protein of 446 amino acids. The transcript has 9 exons. Gene Ontology annotation, molecular function: transporter activity. Gene Ontology annotation, biological process: transport. The record is from RefSeq and is a predicted model, not a curated record.